Xyrichtys novacula (pearly razorfish) is the source of this 18618-nucleotide messenger RNA. NCBI's taxonomy places the organism in Eukaryota, Metazoa, Chordata, Actinopteri, Labriformes, Labridae. The record is from the annotation of a GenBank genome assembly.
CUUUCUAUGAGUGUGCUCUGCUCUGCACAGGCCUCACAGCUCGCGCGCAGCAGCAACGCCGCGCCGCGGCCCCGAUCAGGAAGUGAAUGUGAAGAAAAUAAGCGACUGUGGUGGUAGAAUGACAUAGAGGGGGAGAGGUGGGAGAGAAACGAGCGGGGAAAGAAGAAGAAGAGACUUUCAGAGGGAGGGAUCGAGCCCUGCGUUUUUUGGGACCUGUAUAUUCAGCAGCCACGGCUUCCUCCCUGGGAAACACUGACCGCACCGCCAAAAAAAUGCUUAUAAAGGAAUUGUAAGUAGCUGUGUGUGAGUGUGAGUGCGUCUCAGGAUGUGUGCGCGUUUAUCCGUCUGGUUUGCAGCGCUGACAUUGUGGCCAGUCUCGCCCUGGAGUGGAAUUACAGGAGUGCAGGCAGGGUGAUGUCGACACCCCCGUAACUGUGUCUGCUUGGUUACAUAUAAGCCACCAUUUUCCGUGCUAACUCAAGUCUAUCAUAUUAAAAUAUCCACCCAGCAAAGCGAGGGAGAAAUAAAAACGCGGCGGAUGUAGUUGCAUCAGCAGCCGGCGCAGGCAUGGCUGUGCCCUUCACAUUUGCAUCACAAUCCUACAAGUAAGACUCCCGUGUUGGAGGAUGAUAAAACAUCCUUUUACUUUGGUGCUAAAAUGAAGGAUGCUCGAGAGGAGUGGUGUUGCUGAGGAAGAGAUGUAAGCCCAGCCAAGCCGUGCCGUGCCGUGCCAGCGUCCAUCCUCAUAAGCCGCUGUGGCCAUGUUAUUGAUGCACGGUGAAGGUGAAACGCCUGAUGGGAGCAUUCCGGCAUUUACUCCUCCUGCUCUGGAGGAAUGGAGAUAGCGAAGUGUGGGUAUGGAGGGGGGGGAUGCUGGAGAGGAUGCUGGGUGGGAAUGGGCAUGCAGGUAGGGGAGGUGGUUGCAAAAGCGUGAGGGAUGAGAGAGGGGGGAAAAAAUGGCAAAUGGCGAGGUUUUGACGCACCAGUCAGACAUUUGUGAGGAUGUGACAGCUGGGCCAAGGGGACAGGAUGGCAUGGGAUGGAAGAUCGUGAGAGGAAAGAGAACUAUUUGGUGAAUUUUAACACAUCACUUUAACACAUGGCUUCUGCAGGCCUCAGUGUGCUGUGAGGAGAGCUGAGGCCUGACCACGAUCAGCUGGUGCUGAGGAGAAGGCAGAUAGAUUGGAAAUAGAUAUUGACCCUUAUAUAGGAAAGUAGACAUCAUUCAUGAUUAUCCACCUUUGACAGAGUCCUGGUCCCUCCAUCCAUAUAUAUAUUUGUAAAAAAUCUACAAAUAUACUAAUGUACUAAUUUUACAAUCAGGUCCUUGUGACAGUGACUGUAUAUUGACAGUCUCAGCUUCAAAACUACGACCCAGUUUUAAAAAUCGGUAUUGAUCAAAGUCUGGUGUAAACAGUCAUGCAUUAACCAACAUUUACUCUUGUCCUCGUUUCUCCCCACAUGUAUUUAAUCAAUUAAUGGCUCGGCACAAAAAUCUGCAGGAUGAGAGUGAUGGCAUGGCUAAAGAUCUGAAGUGAUUAGGGAGAGUCUGGGUCUCAGCAGUCUGCCUGCAAAUUAAUUAAAUCGGUCACGAUUAAAUGCUGAAUGCACGUAUACACACUGUCAACACACAAGGCACACCAACAGGCUUUCACACACACACACACACACACACACACACAUACACACACACUGAGAUACCAUCAUGGGGGUCAAGAGACAGUGAAUUGAUCCAGGUCCAGCUGUAGUACCGACACUGCACAGCUCACCUGAGCCACUGACCUAAAUCACUCCUGGUCCACUUUUCUUUGCCACUUCCAGAAGCUUUGGCAGCUUUUUUGCAAAGCACCACAAAACAGGAGCCACUUUACGAUAGAUCGGGUGAUUAAAAAAAGAGAUAGAAUAGAAGAGAAGUAGAGGAAGAGAAGAGUUAGAGGGAAAAUGGAGAGAAGAUGAGAAGACAGAAAAGGAAGGAACAGUGGGACACCUGAUCCUCCUGUCACGACCUUAAGAGAAAGAGAGCAAGAGAGAGAGAGAGCGGCUGAACUCCUUUUUAACUUAAGCUCAAGUUCUACUUAAUACUUCAUAUUCAUGUACACGCACAUUUAACUACUGAUUUUUUUGUGUGUGUGCAGCCAACAGACAAAUAUCUGCAAACUUUAUGUAAAGAAACUUAACAUUUACUCUGCGUGGGUGUAGUUUCCCUAUUUUGACACUGCAGACAGUUUUUUACACUGUUCCUGCCUUCCUCGCAGCAUCUGGUCCCCCAUCCGAUGUCUGGCUGGGACUCAGAGCCAGAUUACAGUCAGUGGCAAGUGGGAAGCAGUUGGGAUUAUCUGAAUUUAGGCAUUCAUCACACAGUUGCAAAACAAACUAAGCUGCGUACUGUACAAGGCCGGAAACUGGUGGUCUCAGGUUCAAGAGAAGGUGUGCAGAGAGAAAGAUAUGUGUGUGUUAUGUGUGGGAAAAACACUAGCUCUUUACAAAUGCUAAUACUGUACAUGGGAGGACAGACCUGUUAACUUUACUGUGACUGUGUUACCAAAUAAUUUCAAUAGUAGCCUCAGUUUAUGUCAUUGAAACUAACUUGACAACUUGUGACCUGCAUUAUUUAUCCAAACCAUCAAUAAAGAUCUUUCAGGUUAUGAAAAUAUCAAUCAUUCUACAAUGGUCCAAGCUGCAGCACAGGAUAGUCAUUGUGUUUGACAUUAUGUUACCAUAAUUCAUCAGAUUAAAUUUUAGGUUGAAUAACAUCUUGGCGCAGUAUUUCUUACUUAAAUCUCCUGGUAAGAGUUUUUGGCUGGUUAUAAAGCAAACCAAAACUAAUUUUAAUGACUCUUUAUGACCUAAAAAGAAGAAAAUAGAUUAUUUCUGUUUAAUUGUUCAUAGUGUGUUUGUUUAGCAGGAUGCCAUUUAUGUCAGAAAACACCACUUUGAUACGAUUGGAGAAAAAAAACAGCAGAGACCACUCUGUCCACAUGGGGUCAAAACUUCCUUGCAAAAGCAUUAACUUCAAUACAUUAUCCUGGGCUGAUAAUGGACCACUGAGUUGCUUCUAACUUAUUACAAUUUUCAUUCUUCAUAAAGUGAAAGAUUUUACAAGCAUACUCCCUGCACUUAGUUUUCCAUUGUCCUUCAUUUCAGUGUCAGUGGGCCUGCCGCCAGCCGGGCCAUUGUGCACAAAAGCAAAUUAGUUCUUGGCUCAUUCUGAAAGAGAGUUGGCAUGGCAUGUCAUCAUUUUGUUGGUGUGCAACACUGUAACUUCUAUGGCCUCUUACAGCUUCUUUCUCAACGCAGUUCCCGUAGAUACAGGCCUAAAAGCACCAAAACGAAACAUGGCUGGGGAAAGGGUGAGCCAAAGAUGUCUUUGUGCAUGAAUAAUGUGAAUGGCCAGUUUCCUUAAACAAAGAGAAAUAGACCAGACCUAAGCCAGAUUCUUUGACACAGUGUAGUUCUAUUUAACUCCUGUUAAUCACAAAACUGUACAAAUUUCCAUUCACUGGAAGGCGCUUGUCCUCACCUGCAAAAUCAUGGAAGGGUUCUCAGUAUGUUUGAAAAUGUGACAAUAAAGAGAUAAAGUAAAAAUGCUCCAAACAAAAAAAGAAAGAACAGUUUCUGUUUGGUUCAUGUCCAAAAAGCACCUCAGCAGAUGUGACAAGUGCAAUCAGUAACUACAUAUACUAUAGGCUGACAAAGCUGUGUUUUCAUUAUUAUGGGGCAAUGGUGUAUAUUUAAUAGUUCUCCUUUGAAAAACAAAAUUAUUCAUGCCUAAUGAGAGUUGAUUAACCCCACACAAACAUGUUCAGUUUUACCCAAAGCCAUAAAGAUUCCUCAGCUGCUUGGUGCUUUGGUUUAAAACAUUACAAUUUCAAAACAAGACAAGUAAAAAGCUGUCUUAUUAAACUUAAUAUAUUUAAGUCAUAUUUACGUGACAACUCUAGGUAAAUGUCUGAUUUCCAGAUAUACCAGGCUAGAAAUAAGAGUUGAAUUGCUUGUAAUGAGUGAAAAUAAAUCCACCAAUAGGGUAAGAAAACUUAGCUGUCAGUUUUUUUAGAUUAUGAAUGAAUUUUUCCGAACAAAGAUCGCUUUAAUUCAUACUACAAGACAUUUUAUAUAUACAUAAAAACAUACACAUUCUUAACUCUGAGUUUGAGGUAUAGAUAUAAUCCUGAGCCAAAUCAAACAAUCAUCUAUAUUCCAUGAUAAAAAAAAGCCUCCCAGUUAAUUUUAGAAUUGAAUUGAAAAUCUUUAUUAUGUUUAAUAAUAUUGAAAAUACUAUCUGGAUCCAAGUUUUUCUGAUCUUUUCACACCUUACAAGCCUGUUUGAACCUUAAGGUCCUCAGUCACAGUCCAAACUGAGGACCAGAGGGGACCAGGCUUUGUCUGUCAGGGCCCCCACUCUUUGAAUCACUUGGCUGAAGGAGGUCAGACAGGCGAGCUCCUAAUUGUCUGCACACUUGAUUCACUGGGGGCACCAUAACUGAUGCCAAGUACCCCAUAGGAGCAAAGAAUCAGAGAAUACAUGAACUCUGUCAAAUCACCAGAGGAAGGCCACUCAGCCUGUUGGCCGUCUUAGCUUAUCAUACUUUGGGGAUAGGUUCAUAGAAAAGACUCGAGCUUGUCGUCAGAAAUGGUGUGUGUUGAGAUGAUUUCUUAAGAUGUUGCUUCAUAAUGCUACUGUGCUGCUUGGUGGAUUCUUGCCAACAGGGCUAGAAGAAUGUCAUAUUAAUGUUAAAAAUUAACACCUACAUUAUUUAGAUUUUUGGUUCACCAUAAUGCUCUGGGAAAUGGGAUCUAACAUUAGCUUAAUAUUUACUAACAGAUUGAAAUAGAUGACAUGUCCGUUAAACCAGCGGAAAAGUAAGACGCUUCAUCUGUAUGUGUUCUUGUCCUUACUGUAGAUGAUUUCAGCCACAGUUAGAUAACACACAAACUAAUAAAAAGUAAGUUCAGGAGGAAAGUGUGAGUUUAUUUUUUCUUUUUUUCUUCUCUUACAGUCGAGUGAUUCUCCCUAUCUCUGUGGAGGAGGUAAGUUUCAUUUCAGUGUAUCUGUGUGUGUGCGUGUUUGUGUGUGUGUAUAUAUUUACGGUCCAAGGCUCUGCUCCUUCUCUUAUCUGAUUCUUUGAUUCACUGUAUUUGGAAAAGUGCCCAUCAUUGGAAAGCUGUUCCUUUGCUCUGUGGGUUUUUAAGUGUUUAUUUUCAAAGCUCUGUUCAAUGCUUCCUUAUAGAAAAAAAGAGCAGCUUUUCAUCACCUUGUGAGAUAAACUCUGAUUGAAGAUUGAGGAUGGUUUCCAUCAGAUAGAGCGAUGAAUGAACACAGUCAGCAGUCUGUCACUGUCCUCACCCUCAUUCCUCCUUGUGUCCCCUGUUAUCCCCGUUUCCUCUGCAGCUCGCUCCUGCUUCUGUUCAGGCCUGCAUUAGAAAUGAGUCACCUGAAACUACCUCCAUGACUCCUACUGAAUGGCUUAUCACCUUCAUAUAUAGCCUGUAUAUAGUCAUAUUUGUAACAUGGAUAGCAGAAAUACACUGAGAGCUAAACAUUUGUCUUCUACCCAAAAUUCAACCUCUCUCUGUACGCUUACCUGUUCAUGAAGCCAAAUGUAAGACUUGAAAAUAUCUUCUCUUUCUCCAUGUUAAACAAUGUUACACAAACCACAAAACAGCAAACAGAGAAGUGACUUCUUCCUUUUGCAUUUCCUCCGGCUAAUGGAGGCCUCGCAUCUCUACGUUAACUGCUGCGUGCGUGUGUAAGUGUGUAGACUAUAUCUUCAUUAUGGCUCUACAUAUGACAGCAGGUUUCCUUGGAGGCUGCAGGCCUGGAAACGAGGACUGCUAUGUGGCCAUUUGAAUGAGAGAAUCUGUGGUUUUUGAUGUGUGGCAGUGAUCAUUUCUGAGUGUCUGGUUAAAAACCUUUUUAAAGUGUGCAUGUGUGAGUAUAGGUUUAGGAUGUGCAUCCAAAUUUUAACUUUAAAUACUCUGACAUAGUAGGGUUUGUGCAUAAUUAUGUUUGGGUACGUUGUCCUUCUAUUUGCUGUAAUAUAGAUGAUCCUAACCAGUCCAGAUGUGUCCCCCUCACUGAUGGACUGUAAAUCCAGGUCUAACCAGAUGUGAUUUUUGUACAAUAUUUGAUGCAGGAAUCAAAAAUCUGACUUAAAUAUGAUCAGCAAAGGCUAAAUACAGAUGAGUCCAGAGCAUCACUCAUUCUGCAUCCCGAUUCUGCUGUAGCUGUUUUCAGUCAGUUUAAGUCUGUCGUAAUUCAAUGCAACAUUAUUUGAUUAGAUUUUCUGUUCUUUUAUUUUGCAGUUUUGAUUUGAUGAAAUGGAAUCCUUUUAAAGUAGAGUGGUUUCCUUUUCAUUGAGGAGGAACAAAGUUGUUUGAAGGAUGAGUGACUCUAUUCUAGCUGCUUGAGGUGGGAAUGAAUUAAAUCGUCUGUCUUUUAGCCCUUAGGCCAAACACCGACCCAAAGCUUUAUCAGUUCUUUAUUUCUGUGAAAGAAAAAUGUUCUGAUGUUGCUCCACCCUAGAGGCCAAGGCUGAUGUAUAUUUGUCCAAAACUGCUACCCAGGAGGCUUUGCUGUCCUGCUUCUCAUUUAUCCGGUUGACAGCUGACUUGAAAGAGCCGUCUUAUAAACCCUGUCUGGCACAGGUUAUGUGUCUUUCUUUUUCAUCACUGAUGCUGCAGAGGAGUAACAUUUUAAAAGCACAUCAAAGUUCAAAAGGUCAUGGUUAAAAGGAGCGGAGUCUGGAAAGUGACUCAUCUGCUGACUAAUGCUUUUUUGGUUCCUCUUUGAACCUCAGAAAGAUGCCUAAAAGAGUGAUCAUCUAAAUCUGAGCAAAAUGAGAAGCUGUCUUUUAACGAAUGAUGUCAGGUUCAACAAAUUCAUGAAUUCAAAUGUUGAUUCACACUCAUGGCUCUUGUUGUGUGGUGGUUAAAUGCCAAUUUAACCAGAAACAGCCAACACACGAAUAGGGAUGGGCAUCUCCAAUAAUCCCUACGUUCGAGUAAUCAGUAGUAAUAGUAAUAAUGCAUCAAAUUUCAUAGAGCACGUUAUCAGAGACCCUCAAAGCGCUUUACAGUGGAUAACUCAUUCAUUCACUCACUCACACAGUCACACCCUGGUGGUGGUAAACUACCUGCCCUGGGGCAGACUGAUGGAAACAUGGCUGCCAAUUCGCACCUAUGGCCUCAGUGCUCACAAUUAUACACCAGUGGGGGACACACACUGGGAGCAAAGUGGAUUAAGUGUCUUUCCCAAGGACACAACGGACAGACUCGGGAUAGGGGGGAAUCGAACUGCCAACCUUCCAGUUAUUGGACUACCGCUCUACCUCCUGAGCUACCGCUGCCCCAUCAUAUUACUGUAUGAACGAUAAUCGAGUACUCACAAUUCAUAUGUGUUUUCUUCGUUAGCUAAGUUUUCAGCGGUAUGUCGUACUGUGUGUCUUAAGGACAGCAGUUUUCAAGUCCAAGUUAUUAAAGAAAGACAAGUCAUGGUAACGUUAGACUCCGUGGUAUGACCCGUCCACGAGUCCACGGUGACAGUUACUUUGUACUUUUGGACAACACCUGCAAAAGUAGUUUAACAAUACUUGAGAGUAACAAUGAGUAAUUGAUUACUCAAGAAUUCGUCCACACAACAUUAUAUCCAUUUUCAAACCACACCAUGGUACAAGUUGCCAUCUGUUAUUUGAGCUUAUUUACAUUCUUGUUGUCAAGCGAUUUAGAAUCAUGGCAGUAGAUGUUACCAGAGCUACAGCGUCAUCUAGAGGCAAGUGUCUGCACUACAGCUUAGACAUAUGGCUGACAUUUCGGGGCUUCAGUAAGAAAAAUAUUAUUUUUAAUGACUAAUUCGCGCAAGAGUGACUGUUGGUUAACUGGCUGCACAUUUCUCUAGUUGCAGUUUUUAUCUUUAGAUGGGGAACAAUUUUUUUAAGGGUAGAGCUUAGCUGUGGCUGAGGUGCUUUUAAAAAAAGUGGCAAAAAUGUUGAGUUUCUGGCUCCUAUAUCUAAGAAUUUUAUCGUACAAUGAUUUAAUCAGUGUUGCAUAAAAACCUAAUAAUCCAAUGUUUUCAUUUGACUUUUUUUUCCACAUAAUCCACAAAACAAUGGAAAUAGCCGUAACGAUUAUUCUUGAGAAAACAAUGUAAUAAUUCGGAUUGUAAAGACUUGCCACAUCUUUGUGAUGUUGUGUAUCUGGUCCAGCUUUGUGCGUAGGUUAUAUGGUGGAUUAGAAGUGAUUAAGAAAUGAAAGGAGCCAUUGUCCUGAGUUCAGACUCUCACAUGCUGCACAAUCGGGAUCAGGAGGAUGAGGAACGAGAGGAAGGAAGGAUGAAAGGAGGUUGAAGUGUACAGUUUAUGGAAGAGGAAACACAGUGAGUGAAAAAGGUGGAAGGAUAGGAAGACAAACAAGGUGGUAUGAAGGAGAUUAAGAGGAAAAAGUCGCGAUCGGGAAAAGGAUCAGAAGAAAAAGUAAUCCUCAGCCCAAGAUUGAACUAGAUGAGCUGAGAAAAAGAAAAAAUGAUAUAUGAAGGUGAAAGCUCACUGAUCUGUGGGUUAAUACAUCAAACACACACACUCCCUACCAAUGUCCAUCCUGUCCUCCUCUUUUCUUUUGCAGUAUCAGGUGGGCCAGCUCUACUCUGUGGCAGAGGCCAGUAAGAACGAAACAGGUGGCGGUGAAGGAGUAGAGGUGCUAAAAAACGAGCCCUACGAGAAAGAUGGCGAGAAGGGACAGUACACACACAAAAUCUACCAUUUGCAGAGGUAAGUGCGUUUGUUAACUUGUUAUUGUGGGGCAUAAAGCUAAAAGCUAACAGUGCGGCUAACAACUGCAGUUGAAAAAGAUUUAUUAGCCUCUUAGCGAGUUAGCAUUUUAGCACUUUGUGGUCACCUAUUAGUUUUGAAUGAGGGACUAAUGUUUUUUUCUACAUUAUAAAUUUAAAGCAGAGGUUUCUAACAAGAGGAUUUUGAGUCUUCACAGGUUGCUAUAUUCUAGUUAUUAGCAAAAAUGCUGCUAGCUUGCUAACUUUAAGGAAAGCAGUAUGUCAGCAUUUUGUAAUCAUGGUUUAGUGCAGGGGUCGGCAACCUUAAACACUCAAAGAGCCACUUGGACCAGUUUCCCACAGAAAAGAAAACACAGGGAGCCACAAAACCUCUUUGACAUCUAAAAUGAAGAUAACAUUGUAUAUAUCUUUUUUUUUUUUACCUUUAUACAAAGUAUAUAAAAAACUGUAGCGAGUUGCAUUUAUGAAAUAAAUGAACUAUUUCGGCGAGUGUCUGUCUUCUUCUGUAGUUAAACCGCAAGAUAUCAAAUUCUACCCGGAUACAGCAAUGCUGCUUUUUGAUUGGCUGUUCAGUAGAUAUACUUUAUUUGAUUGGCUUGUGCGUGGCACGCAGCUUCUGAACUCUCGGAGGAACUCAGUUGAUUUCCCCCAGUUCCAUAGUUGAAGAAGUGCAACUUGGUGGACAUCACCGUGUUCAUUUAAAUGCGUGAGAAAUACAAUGUGUGGUGUGUGAGCGUGUGGGGAAUGCGUGUGUCAUACGCUGAAUGCGUGAGACUUGAGAGCCCUGUGCUCACGCAUCAUCGAUGUACUCCCGAGCCAUGCAAAACGGUCUUUGCAAAUGUUGCACUGAACGCCUUCCUUUUCAGUCUUGGUGAAGUUUUCCCACACCACUGAUGUUUUAGGUCGGGAUUUGGGUUGGGUUGUGUCCAUGUUUUUCUCAGCCGCUGCCUCGGCCAUGGCUGUUUCUUUUCUGUGCGUCCUGCUGAUUUUUACACGCCGGUGUCCAUGGACAUAUAUAAAGACCCGACGAAUCGAUUACAGAAUUUGUUGGCAACGGAUUUUUUCGUCACGACGAAUCUACUUAAUCGAUUCGUUGUUGCAGCCUUAAUAGUUUAUUUAAUGUUACAAGAGCAUUAUAAUCUUUGAAUUUAGAAUUACAAAAAAAAAUAAUAAUAAUACAAUAAAAUAAAAUUCACUUAAGUAUUUAUUAUUUAUUUUCCAAAUCCACUGGGAGCCGCAGCUUAGGGAAGAAAGAGCCGCAUGCGGCUCCAGAGCCGCGGGUUGCCGACCCCUGGUUUAGUGUGUUAGUUGUCUUCCUGCUUCCAGUCUUAAUGCAGAGCUAGACUAAGGAAAUCACCUGCCAGGUCUAAGUUCAUAUUUUAUCUGCAGUCGUGGCUGAAAUAUUCAAGUAUGUUAAAAACAACGACUGCAGCACCACCAUUAAUUCCAGCUGACUUGUUUUCACCUCACUUUUUCUUGUAGUAAAGUGCCGUCAUUCGUCAGAAUGUUGGCUCCAGCCUCAGCUCUUAACAUCCACGAGAAAGCCUGGAACGCAUACCCCUACUGUCGCACAGGUAGCAUACACAGACACACACACACACAGACAUAGAGAUACAUGCACUAAAAAGAACAAGCCAGGACUUCUACAACACCUGUCUAUAUAGCUUUUUUUUUAAAGCGAACGAAAAUUUCACAUGGUCUUCCUUGGAAGUGUAAAUACAGCCGAGCGUAUUAACUUAGAGGUCACUCAGAUGCUGAUCUGUUGAGAUCUGUUCUCUGGAUACCUGUGUGCGCGUCUGUGUCUCUCUUUCUCCACCGCUCCGUCUCUCGGUAUCUUUCAGCCUCUGUCACCUUGAAGGAGCUGUUGAAUAAUUAACUGUAUGUCCAGUGAGGAGAGCCAUGCAAUCUCUCAAGUCUUUCAGGCUGGGAUCAUGCACGCACUGCUGGCAGACAGGCAGCCAUCUUUCAUACUAACACACAGCAUAAUAUAAUGCAUGAGUCACACAAACACACACACAAACACACACAUACACAACGUCCACAGACAAAUACUGGAGCACAAAUCUCCUUGAACAUUCAUUGUCCAGGAAUAUGAAAGCUAUUUAAUCUUGUAUUUGUCCCUUAACUGCAUUAUUUUCUGUCCUCUCUGUUUGCUGCUGCUCUUUAUUUCAUGUGGCUCUGCAGUUAUCACUGUAAGUAUGAAUAUUUUUUUAACUUUGUAAAUACAAAUUCCGUGUAUAUUGACACAUCAGACAAGCUUAACAAGGAUGUCUAUACAGCGAGCAAAUUAACCUGAAAGUCGAGAAAGAAACGUGAUCUGUUUCAUGAACAGCAGCAGUAGAGCGACUCUGGGUUUGAGUGUGUGUGAGAUCUGGGGACUGACUCCUGUCUAUUGGACUGUAUUGGUUUUAAACUUGUUAACAUUAUACUGCCCACUAUUUUCUUUUAACCAAGAAAUGUUUGUUUGUUUUUCUGCAGAAUGAAUAUAUGAAAGAUAACUUCCUGAUCAAGAUUGAGACAUGGCACAAACCUGACAUGGGACACCUUGAAAAUGUAAUUGUUAAAGAUUUCUGGAAGGGUAUCUGUGUGCUCGAGCAGCAUUUGAAGAUGAAAUUAAACAGUACAUGAGGGAAACAAGAGCUUGUUUACACCUCUAAUGCAUAAUUAUGAAUUCUGCUGUAUCUCACACCUUGUUUGGUGUUUUUCUUCCAUUUCCACUUCCUGUAGCUGUUAUCUGUGUACCGCCAACAUUUCCCUGCGCUUCAGCUUCUUUACUUGUCCGUAGAGCAGAAACUGCUCCAUUAACUCUUAUGCAUGACAUGGGAAAAUAAUCCCUCAUUAAUUAGCUCCCAUAAUUGCUUUUGAACAGUGCUUUAAUAGAUAAAUGUUUGCAUGAUCCUAAAAAUAUCAAACUGCUUACUUGCAAAAAAAAGUAAAAGAAGGCUCCAGAGUGAAAUGUGUCAAUAAUUUCCAAAAGACUUUCUUCAUGGUUGAUGUGAUGGUAGUCUGCAGUCUAACACCGCUUUGUGUUUCUGCUUCAGGUACAUGGUUUGGAUGCUGAGACCUGGAAGAAGGUAGAUGUAGUCUAUAUUGAUAUUGCCGACAGAAGCCAAGUGGAGAUGAAGGUGAAAAUGGGUUUCUCUGUAUUCACAUCUAAGUGCUCACAGUGACUGAUCUCCAUCAAAUAUCACUCCAGCUGUGUUGUUUAGCUUGAUCUUGUCUAUCUCUGUGCAGGACUACAAGCCAGAGGAGGAUCCCUGCAGGUACAAAUCAGUGAAAACAGGACGAGGCCCACUAGGACCAGACUGGAAGGUACAGAGUACGCUGUUAAUGUCUCUGCUGAUUCAGAUACUUUCACAGCUGCUAAACAGGCCAACCUUCAACCAUAUCAGAGGUAUAAAUCAUUGAUGAGCAAAAUAAAGAAAAUACCGCCCAUAGAGAAACCUGUUGCCUAGCAACAAUAAUGUUUAUUCAGUGUUUAAAUAGCUUGCACAAUGGAUAACAGUGUAUAAUAAUCUGACCUUGAGGUUGUUUUAUAUAAACUGAAUUCAUAUUUUCAACUUGGGAGGAGAUGACACUUUCUCACAUCCAAUAUUUAAAUUUCAACUGCAUAUGUAUCUGUAAAUAAUGGGAUUUUAAAGGAUACUAACAGAUUAAUCAAUAAAACAGAUGUAAUUUUAUUUGAAUUGAUCACUGGUUGUGGUGAGAAAGCAUAUUGAAACCCCCAAUUACAUUUCUAAAUAUUUAAAAGUUUAGAUUUUUGUUUAGUUUUUGUUUAUUCGGUCAAGGUUUAGCUGGGAGCUCACUCAGGAGGAGACCAUUCAGCUCAUCAAUCUGGGAAAAUAACUGUGUGUUUUCUCUGUGCGCUUGCAGAAAGAACUUCCAAACAAGAAAGACUGCCCACACAUGUGUGCCUACAAACUGGUCACGGUUAAAUUCAAGUGGUGGGGCCUGCAAAAUAAAGUGGAGAACUUCAUUCAAAAGGUUUGUUCAUAGUUUAUUUGGACUGUGGGGUAUACAGCUGUCUGUCACUUCAUGAUUAUCCACAGCAUGUGGACAGCUAUCUACGAGAGGAUUACUGGCAACUAACUGUUUCACAGGAUCUAACUAGUAAAUGUUAAUUUCCUCCCUGUCAAAUGUGGUUGUUGUGUGUUUGUGUGAAAUGUUGAGCCACUGUGUUUCAUAUCCUGCGAGGACUAACUGUCUUACACAUCUUGUUAGCUUGCAAGAAGUAAUAGUGGAAAAUUACCACUCACUAUGCUGUGUAGAGUAAAUGGGCUGCACCAGCCUCUAGUGGAUAAACAGGGAAUUACACAUCUAAUCAAAGAGCUUUAACCCAACAUCUGAAUAUUUGUCCAAAUUUACUUGAAAAAGCAAAAUUAAUCAGUCUGUCUCUUUCGUUUCACAGCAAGAGAAGCGUUUGUUCACUAACUUCCACCGUCAGCUGUUCUGCUGGAUCGACAAGUGGAUCGAUUUGAACAUGGACGACAUACGUCGCAUGGAGGAGGAGACGCGCAAGGAGCUAGAUGAGGUAAGCUAACGAAAAGCUCAUUAGGAUGUGGACAGAAACUGUGAGAUCCUGAAAAAUUAUUUGUUCAAAAAGUACUUUAUUUAGCAAUUUAGCAAUUUUAAUGUAACAUUUUUUAUGUGUAUUUCUUUUUCUCUUCAUGUUCUUCAGAUGAGAGUGAAGGACCCAGUGAAAGGGAUGGUGGCUCUGGAGGACUGAGGUUGUGUUGGACCGUGAAUGCUGCUGCUUAUCAGGUGUGGUAGAUACAAACAUGAUCAAUGACAUUUAAAAAGGGCAUCAUUUUCCUUUGACUAUCAGUGUAAACAGACUAUUUUAAACAUGUUAUCCUUAUGUGUAACUUUCUUGAGCUGAUGGAUUACUGAGUCGUUUUUGGUCACUGUAUUAAAUGAUCCGUUAUCAAUCAGUGAUAAACUGUUUCAGCAUUAAUCUUAUUCAUCUGACAGGCACACUGGCAUAGCAAAUAUAACGAACCAAUCGUAACAUGACAGUAAAAUAAUGUAAAUUACAAGACAUGGCAGCAUCAAAAUGCAAAGACUAUAGACUUGUUUUAUAAAAGUUUCAAAUCUUGGAGUUGUUUGUCUGACUGGAAUCCGUCACCUCUAUUAAAAUUUUGCUCACACCUUAAGAGCGAUCAGGCAUGUACAUUCAUACUUAGAAGCAGAAAAGAAAAAUAUUGAAUCAAUAACUGUUAUUAGGUUGGAAACUGAUCAAUUGCCCACUUAUUUUGCUGCAGCUGAGGCAGUUUGUCACCAAACUCAGACUAUACAAUCCAUCUCACUCCUGCUACUUCUUCACAAGUUCCCUAAUUUUCUCAGCUUUAAGUUGCAGAACAUGACGUGUAACCACAAAGAUCACAUCUAUUACUACUAGUUGCAUCUGUACUCUACUGUAUAGUGCUAAACAGGUAGCACACAGGGCGCCAACGAACAUAACUUUGCUGGAGUGAAAAUGAAGCUGAUGACACAGUGAGGAAGCAAUAAGCCGGGAAACCAAAGGAAAAGCUGAAGGAAGCUCAGAGACUUAAAUGGAUUUGCAGUAUCUGUGAUUUCACUAUAAUUGACACCUUUCAGAUCAGUACAAAGAUCUCUAAGACUAUAAAGCUAUGAUGCAAGUUUAAAAAGAAAACCAUUGAUGUCAACAUCAGUAUCAACCUUCAAAAAUCCAAUAAAGGUCCGGCUUAGAUUUUCGAGGAGCAUGUCAAUAGAUAAUCUCAAGGCUCCUUAUCAAAAGAUGGAGUCUGCCUCUUUUCACACUCUUUCCUCUUCUUGUCGCCUCCAGACCAGAGUACCCAGACACCAGCGGAUUCACAUCCUCCUCCUAUUCCAACUGACAACAUCUGACCGGCCGGUCCAACAAACCCCCCACCCGCCCACACCCAUCCUAGAACAGUCUGGUUUUCAGGGACCUGGACCCAGUUAACUCCAUCAUAGCCCUCCUCCCCUGCCCACCCAUCCAUCUCUAUUUGUUUCUCUCCAUCCAGUGUCUCCAUCUUGUAAGCUGCUCUGAGGCCUCCAGUAGCAACACUAGAUCUCGUCAGUCAGUCAGUCAGUCAGUCCCUCCUCUCUCUCUCUCUCUUCCUCCUCUCUUUUUUCUCUCUCAGCCUCUGAACUGUUCUAAACUACAGAGAAAAGUGUUGUUUAUCUCUGCAAUUUAGGAUUUAUUUCUUUUCAAGGUAUCCCACUGGUGUGUGUAUAUAUACCGUAUAUCGGGAAACUGAAAAUUGUAUUGAAAUAUACAGUACAGUAUAAAUAUAUAUAAAUAUAAAUAUAUAUAAACAGGGUUUUUAAAAUGAUUUUAUCUGUAAGUUUGUCUGUGUUUUUUUCCAGAUCAAGUUGUUCUGCUCAGUGUUGAGUUUUCCUGUGAUUUCUCUUUCCUUUUUUGAUUUGUCAUUGUACCUCCUUCUCUACAUUUGUGUCAUGCGUUUAUGCAGUGUUUCUUUCUGUUGGUCAAGUCCACAAACCAUCAAUGUUAGGUCAGGAUAGUGCCGGCAGAGUCCGCUAUACUCUAAACUGAUCAAAUAGGAUUUUUUUCCUCCCCAAGUAGCUUUCCUAAUACGUUGAAGCGUUCAAUGGCUUUUCUGCUGCUUUGUGAGUUUGUGUGUGCUUCUUUUUGUGAGUAUGUAUAGGUGUGUGUGUUUGUGUAGCGUUGUAAGAUUAACAAGGUUUCUAGUUUUUUGUUUUUUUUUAAUUUUCUUUCACCUCAUCAUUUUUAGCUCUUUAAAUUCACCUGGCUGUUUCAACAGACCGAUUACAGUGCAGUAGUUGAACCAAGACAUAGAGUAACGCACACACAGGUACAUAAACAAAGACAGAGAUAGUAUACAGAAACACAUAGAGGACCAGCCAGUAGUCAGUAUGUCUUUUGUUUUUUUUCACAUUUUCAUCCUACUGAAAGAUUCUUUAUCAUUGCAGUAAUUUUUCCAUACGCAGCCAUCUCCUCCAGCUUGCUGUAGAUAGAUAUAAAUGGUUCUUUCAAAGUAAAUCUGCGUCAGUUCUUGCCCUGUCACCCAUCCCAUCACCUCCAGUGGAUAAAUGGUCUUAUCCAGCGAUAGCAAUAACUACCAUGAAACGUUGGUCUCUCCUUUGUCAUUGCCAGUCUAUCAUACGCUGCUGUUUAUUCCUAUCCUGAAAAACAGUUUUGGUUGAGUAAUUGAACCCAUGCUGAAAGUCAAGAAUAGUGAUAUUGUUUAUUUAGAUAUAAAGAUGGUUAUGUUGUGAUUGUCUUUGGAUUGUCCUGAAGUUGGACAGCCGUGAUAGUGUACUUUUUGUUUGUUUUUCUGGUAUAUGCAUGAGUGUAAUGAGUGAUGUACAGUGGCGUGUCUGUGGAGAGAUCAUGAUGCUGGCUGGUAAAGUGGGUAGGAAAUAAUGAAGUUAUAAUAGCAGGCCCCUGAGCGUACUUCCUCUUGUUUGAUGUCUGCCUGUCCUCGAUUAAUUCAAUCAUCCUCUGUUUACUUUCCAACCACCUCGGUUAAAUGUGUGGAAACUUUAGAGAGCGAGCAACAGAUCACGUGGAAAAAAGCUUAUAUAAUAAUAUCUGAUCCUCAUGAUCUAAAACUGCCACCACAGUAAAUAUAUCAUUAAAUUUCUGCAUUAAAAGCACUUGAAACACAAAGAUAUAAAAUUAAAGGAGGGCCAAACUUGGUCACAUAUGGACAAAAAAUAUAAACUUUUUGUACUUUUAACUUAAUAUGCCUGGAUUUAAAGAAAUACAGUUCCAGUUUGCAAAUGAAAAUUUAUUUAUAAUAAUUUAUGGUAGGUAAUAAAAGUGGAUCUUAUUGGCUAUACAAAUAUAUGGAUGUAAAAGACCAUCUAAAGCUGCUCAGGGCACAAAUGCUCAAGCUUAUUACAUUAGACAUAAAGAAAAAAUAACUUUUGUAAUUUUGAAAAUCAGUGCUCACCCAUCUUAUCACUCACUACUAAAAAGUGCUCAUAACUAUGAGCCACUUCCUGUUGCCUCCUCUUUAAAAAGAACAUUGGUCUAACCCUCCCACCUUCCUCUGUGUUCAUUCAGCAUCUCACUUACUCACUGUCUGUCUGUGAUGGGGCUACCAACUGAGUCAUGGAGAUCUGUGGAUGUACUGUAUGUAUUGACUCUGUAAAUAGUAAAUAAAAUUAAUGUAGAUGAACACAUAUAUAUAUAGAUCAGACUGUCCUGCCAAACCUACAGCACAUCUUUCUUGACACUUGAUCCUCCGAUUCCAUCGCUAAAUAUUCAGCAUUACAAAGAAGUUGCUCUCACAGAGGUAUUAUAUUGAGGAAAAGUAGAGUUAGAUUUGCUGAAAUUUAGUGCUGAUAAGUCAUUUUGAAAAAUACUGUCAUCUGUAGACAUAAAAAAAAUGUAAGUAGAUGGGGGAUAAAUAAUUAAAAAGCUAGGCAAAAACUCCCUGUUCACUAUCUCCUCUCCUGCUCACAUUCUUCCUUCUUCACAGGGACCACGUCUCAUUGGCAGGGCAGUGCAUAAAUAUAUAUUUUUGUUCUGAGUGUUGUUGUACCUCUGUUGUCAGUCUCUGAACUACACUCUCACUGAAAAGGAACAUACAAUGGCAGCUUGGGUCACUUCAGUGAUCCCCAUAAUUAGCUGAUAGUGUCAGCCUCGGUGCAGUGAAGCCUCAGUGGAGAUUUUGCCCUCCUGAGCUUAGCGAUGGGGGUUUCUGGAGAAAUAAUGUACGUUUGAGAGCAGCUUCAAUCAGGCUGCCAUUUUCCUCUGAUGUGAUACUCGUGGUGGGAAUCCCAAAUGCUGUUAUAGUAUAACUAUGUUUCAGGUUGCUAUUUAAAUAUCAGGAAUCUGAGAAAAUAUUAACACUGCCUCUUCAUUAACUCAUGACUAAAAAGAACAUAAAUCAUGAAAACAGCACCUUUUAGCAUAAUAUGCUAAUACCAACGGCUAACGUUAGCAUUCAGCCAAUUCCUUGCAAACAUUACUUUAAGCUUGCUAACAUUUUCGUUAGCUUGGAACUCAAUUAUUCUGUAUCGUACUGUGUAAGACUAUCAAACAGUAAUGUUAGCUUGGACGUGUUUGAAAGCUCACUUUAGCCGUUGUUAGUGAUCGCAUCCAGCCAAUUACCUGCUAACAUUACCAGGAAACAAGAGGAGUAACAUUUUAAGACUACAAAACUACUGUUAUCAACCCUGUUUAUGUUUUAUCAUGUAUCAUCGUUGUGAAGGUGUUUGAAUGUUAACGUGAUACGUACGUUACCCUCAAACAGAUAUCAGAAACCGUUUCUAACCUGUGCUAGUCCCUCCUGCCUUUGGUUUUAUUGUCUUUUAAGUUGUUGAGCUGUUAGUGAAUGAUAACCAUACGUCAUGUUCUUUUUACUGAUACAACUUGCAACCUAGAACAAAGAGGAGUAACAUAACGUUUGCAGUACGGCUUUUUAGCGCUACACCCUGAGUAUUAAGUCACUGGAAAAUUGCCACCGCACAAAUAUAGUUGAUUUUGGAAGGAAAAAAGUGGAGACAACUUUAUAUGGUUAUUUGAAAACAGAUACUGACAUAGGUCCAUUCAAACUUGUGAGAGAACAUGAUGUAACAGAGACAAUCUCAUAGAUAUCUGUUGUUAGAUUCCUCGGUUUAUAAUCAGAAUAUGAAACCAAAUGACUCUACAAUCCCAAACUGUUUUUAAAUCGUAAAUCUCUCUUUCUCUCUGUCUCUCUCUUACUCUCUCUUUCUCUCACUCCUGUUAACUUGUCUUCUGUUUUUCUUUCUUUUAUUGUGAAUUUGUGCCUUUUUGUCAUCUUAUCUUCCAAUAACACUACUGUACAUUGGAGACGUAAAGAAAUGAAUAAAAAGAAGCAAAGCAACUGUAAGAA